Paramuricea clavata is the source of this 2211-nucleotide messenger RNA. The record is from the annotation of a GenBank genome assembly. Lineage: Eukaryota; Metazoa; Cnidaria; Anthozoa; Malacalcyonacea; Plexauridae.
AUGGCGACCACAUCAAAGCGAUGUGCUUCAUCGAGCAACGAAGAGUCAGUGUCAGACAGUGACAGUGACACUGAUCGUGAGCAUGAGCAAAACAAAAAUGUCUCUAAACAAGCUAAGUCUACAAAACCACAGAAACGGAAAGGUGCUGGUACAUAUAAAGUUGCUUAUAAAGCAGAAUGGGCUAAAGAAUUUCCAAUUCGAGCUGUUUCCAACUUUAAACACAAGUUCCAUUGUAUUCCGUGUGGAAAAAACAUAACAUGUCAUCACCAAGGUUUGGGUGAUGUAAAGAAGCAUUGUUGUGGAGAACUACAUACGAAAAAUGUAGCAUCGUGGAAAAAACAGAAAACUAUGAAUAUGUUUAAUUCAAACAAGCAAACCACGCUUUCACAAAAAGUUAUCAAAGCUGAAGUAACAAACUUUCUCGUUCAGCACAAUUUACCCAUAGCUACUGCGGAUCACCUUGGACCUCUUUUUAAAGAGAUAUUUCCUGAUAGCAAAAUCGCUGCAUCAUAUUCUUGUGGUAGAACCAAAACAUCAUGUAUCCUGAAUGAAGCGCUUGCCCCUCAGUGUCACAAAUACAUUAUAGAACACUACCAAACACAUCCUUAUAGUGUUGGUACGGAUGGGUCCAAUGAUACAGGGGUGGCUAAGAUGAACCCUGUAAGCAUUAGACUAUUUGAUAUUAAUCGGUCAAAAACUGUUACUAACCAUUUUUUUGACAUGUGCUUGACAAAAGGAGAAGAUGGGGCCAAAACUUAUAAAAUAUUUGAAGCUAUCGAAGAAACGUUCACCAGAGACUCAAUGCUGUGGACAAAUUGUGUUAGUCUUAGUAUUGACAAUACUAAUACAAUGAUAGGAGCCAAUAACUCUGUAGCUUCACGCUUUCUGGAAAUGAAUCCUGAACUAUUUGUUGCAGGCUGUCCAUGUCAUCUUGCACAUAUUGCUGCGAGUCAUGCCAAUGAUGCUUUUAGUGACAUUUUGGGAAUUAAUGUUGAGGACAUUUGCAUAGAUUGUUUCUAUUGGUUUAGCAAAAGUUCGAAGCGUAAAGGCAAGCUCCUUGAAUAUUUUGAACUUUGUAAUCAAGACUAUCAAGCUGUUUUAAAGCAUUUGUCUAUUCGAUGGUUAUCAUUACAGCGCUGCAUAGACAGAAUUCUUAAAAGGUAUCCUAGUUUAAAGUCAUACUUUUUAAGUGAAGAAUCUCCUGAUCAGCGAUUCCAAAGGUUAUGUGAUCGGUUUGGCAAUCCGUUGUUAGAGCCUGCCCUGCUCUUUCAAUCUGCAGCGAUUUCAUUGUUUACUCAUUUUAACCUUCUACUUCAAAGGGAUGAACCAACCGUUCAUGUUGUGCAGCCAGCAAUGGAAAGUCUAGCAAGAAAGCUUGCUAAUCGAAUUGUUCUACCACGAGUUUUGAUAGAUGUUGAUUCGGUAACCGAACUAGACCUUGAUGAUGAAAGUAUUUUUAUAAAGUCAACAUCACUAUUUCUGGGAGGCACCACUAAGUUUACACUGAACAGAUUACGCAAUGAUGGUACCAUAAAUGAUUCUGAUUACAACAAAGUACACAAUGCUGCUCAUCAUUAUUUCAAAAGUGCUUUAAAAUACAUUUUUGAUAAAUUCCCAAUUGGCAAUGAUGUGUUGUGCAAUGCUGUGUGGGUAAAUGUUCCCAAGCAUCUAGACACUACUUGGGAAAGUGUGCAGUUCUUUUUGGAAAAAUUCUCAUUGCUGACAUUGCUCCAAGGUAUCAAUCCUGACAUCCUGCAUGAGGAAUUUGUAGAUUAUCAAACAUUGCCUGAUGAUGCUAUUGGUCAAGGAGCAUGGGAAGAAGCGAAAGUUGUUGAUGGCCAAGAUGAAGAUGGCAAUGAAAUUGCUCAUCAUAGAGUAGACAUUCUCUGGUGGCAUCUAGCUCACUUGCAAGUGCCAGGAACAUCACAGAAUCGGUUCAAAAACCUGUCAAAGGUUGCAGAAAUUGUUUUAGUUAUUCCACAUAGCAAUGCUGAACAAGAGAGGCUUUUCAGCAUUGUUAGAAAGAACAAAACGGACAGUCGUUCCAACCUUAAGCUUGAUGGUACCUUAUCAAGCAUUUUAGCAAUGAAAACAACAUACCCAGAAUCAUCGACACCAUGUUAUAAAUGGAAACCUGAUGACGAGGUGCUUACAAAUUCAAAAAAAUCCACUGUGAGCUACAACAAGAAGCACAUCGGGGAUGCGCAGUAA